Lytechinus pictus (painted urchin) is the source of this 4421-nucleotide messenger RNA. RefSeq names its product sodium/hydrogen exchanger 9B2-like. The transcript is spliced from 10 exons. Gene Ontology annotation, molecular function: antiporter activity. The coding region runs from base 214 to 2091 and encodes 625 amino acids. Gene Ontology annotation, cellular component: membrane. Lineage: Eukaryota; Metazoa; Echinodermata; Echinoidea; Temnopleuroida; Toxopneustidae. The record is from RefSeq and is a predicted model, not a curated record. Gene Ontology annotation, biological process: proton transmembrane transport.
GACGGACGUCCGGCUGCUUGCUGCCUGAUUUUUUCGACCACUCAGCUCAGAUUAGCCCCGCGCCGCCAGCUAGUUUCACUGACGCUGGCUCUGCAUCAUAUCAGGGACCAAUUCGUGGAGAUUUAUUCUGACAAAUCGUUUAAAUCCACAGAUCUCCAGAUUUUUUGAUCAGCUGUCCAGCUUGUAUGAGGAGUGUAACUAACAUCCAUCAAAAUGGGCCUAUUCAGUAAAAGAGGCAGUCUAAAUCUCUCAAAGGCCGAAGCAUCCAACCGGGUCCAAGACCAGAUUGAUCCAAACUUUGAGAAGCCGGACAAUCAUUUGGACACCUGGGCAUACACUGUUGAAGAUGAAGACACGUUGGAGACGGAGCUCUCCCUCGGGAACAGCCAUCGUGUUGUUCAGGAUGGCGACGAUGAUCCACCGGGUUGGUCCGGGAUGCAAGCCUCGAUGGAUGAUGCGGGUAGUAUGAACUUUAUCCCUGGCAUAGCAACUGACCAAAAGGGCGCAAUCACAGACUUUGAGGACGGCAGCAAAGGGUGUUGUGCCCAAUGCCGAUACUCCUGCAGAAUAGCUUUCAGACCCUGCACCACCAAGCACAACCCUCUUCCGCACAACCCUUCCAGGUGGAGACGAUUCAAGUUUGCUUUUCUCUGCCCUCCUCAUGGUACUGUUGGCAGAACUGUGACUUAUCUGAUACUUGUGUUGCUGCUCUGGGCAGUACUGUUCACCAUAACAGGGGCUGAAGCGUUACCGGGCGGCAAUCUUUUCGGAAUCUAUGUACUUGUUAUCACCAGUAUUGUUCUGGGGCUGUUGGUGAACACAAUUCUUAGGCUUCCAGCCCUUUUAGGUAUGCUAGCUGCUGGUUUCAUUCUUAAGAAUGUCCAAGCGAUCGACAUAGCCAACGACAUCUCCCGCGAUUGGGCCAGUGCUCUUCGUAGCAUCGCUCUUGUGGUAAUCCUCCUGCGUGCUGGACUUGGUAUCAACGCCAAGGCUCUUCGAAGGCUGAGUUUCGUGUGCCUCAGGCUCUCCUUCGUACCGUCUAUCCUGGAGGCAACGAUCGUAGCUGUCGCCUCUCACUUCUUCCUAGAUUUCCCCUGGGAGUGGGCUUUCAUGUUGGGGUUUGUCUUGGCCGCUGUUUCUCCUGCCGUGGUGGUUCCAUGUCUCCUGGUCCUGCAGAAGGGAGGCUAUGGAUCCAGGAAAGGCAUCCCGACCCUCACCAUAGCUUCCUGUAGCCUGGACAAUGUCCUGUGCAUCAGUGCUUUCGGAGUCGCCAUGGGGAUAUCUUUCUCAUCAGGUAGUCUCAUUUUGAAGAUUUUCCAAGGUCCUUUAGAGGUUGUUAUAGGUGUUUGUUUUGGAGUAUUUGCUGGUGUUCUACUCUGGUUUAUUCCAAGCAAAGACAUGAAAACCCUGACGAAUCUUCGGUUUCUGUUCCUGUUCUGUGGUGGUUUGUUUGCCGUGUUUGGUAGCACCGCAGCAUCCUUUCCCGGCGCUGGAGCACUGGGAUGUCUCACCCUUGCUUUCAUGGCUUCUCUAGGUUGGAAGGACGAGAAGGUGGCAGUUGGAAAUCUGAUUGGUGCGGUCUGGUGGCUGUUUGAACCAAUCCUAUUUGGUCUCAUCGGAGCAGAGGUUGCCAUCGAGUAUUUAGACGGACAAACAGUGGGUCUUGGAAUAGCCACUCUUAUCCUGGGAUUAGUGAUUCGUAUUGCAGCAACAUGGUUGUCUGUUCUUGGAGCCGACUUCAACAAAAGAGAGAAGCUCUUCAUGAUCUUUACUUGGUUCCCAAAGGCUACUGUCCAGGCUGCAUUGGGACCAUUAGCCCUUGAUGAAGUCAUGAAACAAGGCAUAGUGGAUGAAACAGAUGAAGCAAACCAACUCAGAGGAAUACAACUCUUGACCAUAGCCGUGUUGAGCAUCCUGAUCACAGCACCCAUUGGUGCCAUCCUCGUCACGCUCUGCGGCCCAAAACUCCUGGAGAAAGAGACUAGACCCUCUACAGUCAGCCACCCAUCAGGGGAGCUUGGGGCGGUGCCAGGGGAUGAAAGGGAGGAGCUUGGCGCGAGGCAGAGGCUAACAGCCGAGGAGCAAUACUGACCCUGGUCAAGUGAGAGAUUGAUCCAGGUAAUGUAUUGUUGCAUGCAUCAUCCAUCUGUUAUCUGUUUAAUCACCAUGCAUUCAUCAAGGCAUUUUUAUCUUCAGUGCCGCUUUCAACCCAGGACUCAAAUGGGAACCGGGGGCCCGUAACACAACACUAAGCAAUGAUGGUAGAACAUUUUUCUACGAUUGAUUCCAUUGACUACAAUGUAUAAAUCAAUCGUAAAAAUCAAGCGUACGAUCAAUCGAUAACCUUUGUGUUACAGGACCCUGGUGUAGAAAGCAGCAAUUAAGUGAUUUUAAGGCAUGCUUUUCAUCCAUUGUUAUUCCAUUAAUUGGAAGUUUUUAAGGAUUGAGUUUAAUUCCAAUGUUCCAUUUCCACUGUUACAGUACCAAGUAGCAUUUUUUUUUAACUUGCUUUGACACUCUUAUAAACAAUACAUCAGAUUUGUUUGACGGAAUAUCUCUGCUUUUCAGUCUAUUUUCUUUUCUAUUUGAGAUAUAUGAUUAUAGUGAGUCAAGAAUGGUAAAUAUUACUUUGAAUGAGUACCCUUAUUUCAAACAAAAAGCGAUGUUGUGUUUGUCCAUCAUAACGGUAAUCACAUACAUGUAUGAGAUGAUGAUGUCAGUCAAAUGCUUAUAGAAUAAACUUUAGGAUUGUGAUAGAUCAAACACUUUCAGUGGAGCUUCACAAGUGGGAAUCUGUACGUUGCAAAUAGAAAACACUAAAAUCUAUUUGAGGAAAAAUCAGUGCUGCCUUUUGAUUAUCCAUCAACUACAUUUCAUGAUACAAAUAUUUGUUAUAAGCUAUUUAAAUCCCUGCAUCUGAUUGGCCCAUAACGGAAUUUACAGUGAAAACCACCUUGUUCAGCCUCUCUUCCUUUCCUUUUCUUUCUAUCUUUCUUUGUGACCUAUUUAUUUUAUGAAAUACUCUCUUGUAAAUACCAAAUUCACUCAGAUGAGAUUGAUGCAGGAGAACUAGACCUACAAUCUUCAAUAAAAGAGGGCAGUAAUCAUUUUAACUACACAUGCUCUCAUAUAAGAGUAGAGUUACGAGAUCUUGUUCAGGCUAAAAAGUACCAGACAAUUAUUUUCCGCGUUCAUAUUGCCCCGAAGCACACCCUUUCUCAGUAAAUUCCUGAAGUUCUGAGCAAGCGUAGUAAAUAGUCUGAUUAGCAGGUGAGGCAAGUACGACAAUACGCCAGACGGUGGCCUGUACUUAUAGAGAAGAAGAAGAAGAAGAAGAAGAGGCGAAGGCGCCAACGUUCACCUGCUCGCUGGAUGGAGAAAGUUCUUGUCAUUUGCUUUCACACUUCCGAAAUCCCCAUGACCGUGGAAAAAAUCCCUGCAAAAUUCAUCAUAUAAUGCUGGCAAGAACCUACUAUUCAGCAGGUAUUUUAUUUUGGGGAUUUCACACUUAGCUUGCUAUCACAUUGGCAAAAAAACUUUGUAUUUUCUGACCGGGGUUGAUCAGGGCAAAUUUCUCGAUCAGAGAAUAUCUGGAACUGACAAACUUUGAGCCGCUUUGAAAACGCCUUAUGAUACCCAGGAUAUAAGACCAUUUUUGUCUGUUAUGUUGUCAGAUCUGACAACUUCCCCCUGAUUUUAAUUGACCGAGAAGCGCUCUUACUAUGGUAACUGUCGAAUAAAACGGGACUUGUCGGAUAAAACGUCCUUUUAUAAAAUGCUCCCCUGGCUGUGUCCAACUUCCGAUGAGACUGCAUUGCAAUGUAUUGGUUUUUAAAAAUCUGUUCAUUUCCUAAAAUGUACUGUAUGAACUCUCCAACUAAUUUUAAAAUCUCUGUGUGUACAACUUUUGUAUUUACAUCUAAACCUUAGUUUUAUCGUUCUUACAUGUAUUUUUCUCCAUUGUACAUAAUAUUCGUGAGCAAUUUUCAUUUUGACAAGCCAUGUCAACCUCAUUCAUUGUUUUCUUAAGUGUAUUCAUUGUUUCAAUUUCUGUUCAGUAUUGUUACCACACAUACUUGUACAUAUGUAUAUACUCCUGUAUUUUUAGGAAUCAUUGUGUUUUAUUAUGUGUAUGUACAUGUAUAUGUAAUGUAUGAGAAUGCAAUAUCUUAUGUUAUUGUGCAAGUGUAUUGUCAAUUUAUGAGUCUUCAUAAUGAUAUCGGUUAAGUGUGCAAGUCUUUCUUGAAAGAGUAAAUUUCUUUCUUUCUCUAGUAGAAUGAAUGUUUCUAUUUCUAAUACCUAUCAUGAACUUUGUAAUUCUAAUUCACAUCUAUCUAUCUUUCGAUCAAACAUAUUUUAAGACAUAAACAUGCAAUACAAUUUAAGAAAUAAAUGCUUUACCCUGCGGUGUGGAAAAUAUA